GAUCAUUGUGCUCCCGCAACGAUACGUUUGCUAACAAACGUAGCGGAAAAUGGAGACAAUGAAGACCAGCAGCCGGCCCGAGAGUUCAGCUUAUCAGCUGUUGUUCAAAGGCCUAACACUUAUUCCCAUCACUAGCUACAUGUUAAUAGCAUUUGUAGUUUUUAUGAUAUUUUUGUAUAAUCUAUUUGAAGUGCAUAUUAUAGAUGACAUGUUUAGUGGUUUUAGAGGUAAUUAUGUGUCUCUUACAUUUGAUUCAUCUUCGGAUUUAUAUCGAGAAGUUGUAUCCAAAUGCCACCUCCUGCAUGGAAGAUACUUUUCGACUUUAUGGCUUUCUAGUCCACACCUUCAGACAGUAUUAUUGAAUCAUUUGGCAAACACUCCUAAAAUCAUCUACAAAAGAGAGCUAUUUCAUUGUUCAGAUGGUGGAACGGUAGCUUUGGACUGGCUGAUGAACUUUGAUGACACAAGAUACCAAGUUAAUGGAAGUAAACCAGUUUCUAAGGUGGUUCCCGUCGUUAUAGUAGUUCCUGGUUUAACGGGCCAUUCUGAGUCUCCGUAUAUAAAACACAUUGCAUACAAGAUGGCUAAAAAUGGAUGGAAUGUUGUUAUAAGCAAUCAUCGGGGACUUGGAGGCGUACCACUCACUGCUGAUCGCGUCUAUACUGCCGGAUGGACAGAUGAUUUACGUGAAGUUGUAAGUCACCUUCGCCGUAGCCAACCUGAUACUCCUCUUUUUGCUAUUGGAACUAGCAUCGGUGCCAAUAUUCUGGUUAAGUAUCUCGGAGAGGAUGGGGUUGAUGUCCCAUUUGUUGGGGCUGCAGCCAUAAGUAACCCGUGGGACCUUUUGAUGGGUGACAGAUUCAUGGCGAGAAGGGUUGUGCAAAGAUUUUAUAAUAGAGUUUUAGCAAAUGAUUGUAGAAAUGUUGCCAAACUGCACCCGGAUGUCUAUGCUCGUAUUGGAGAUUGGGAAGGCAUUGAAAAGGCACGUUCUAUUGGAGACUUCAAUAAUGCUACUGCUCGAAUUGCUGGAAAUUUUGAUACCCUUGAUGCUUUUCAUAGAUGGGCUAGCAGUGUCCGUCUGGUGAUGAAUGUAAAGGUGCCACUUCUCUGUAUCAACGCCAUAGAUGACCCUGUCUGCACGGAAGAAGCCAUUCCGUUUGAUGAGUGUCGCAAGAACAAAAAUAUUGUUCUCGCGACCACACAACAUGGAGGACACCUAGGAUUUUUCGAAGGGAUGUCUGGGAAGAACUUAUGGUGGGCGAGGGUCGUUGAAGAGUACUUUUCUGUUCUACAUUCAAGCUCAUUCAUCAACAAAAACAAGAUGCAACAAAAUUUCGAAGUAUUGCCUGCUGAGACUGUAAAAUCCAUGGAUUUACAUCCAUGAGACCAACAAGAAAUCAAUCAAUCUAGCUGGUCAAACCAAGAAAGAAGCAGCAAUUUCAAGAGCCAUGAAAGCUAGGAAGAAGGGGAGACAAAUAAUAAUUCCGAAAUGAAAGUUGUGAGUUUGUAUUCAUUUUAACAUGUUGUAAUAAGGAGACUAGUGAAUAUGAAUUGUGGUCUUGUUAGUUUGAUCACACCUUGUUAUUGCGUUGGUAGCUUAGUGGUAAAAGAUAUAUCUUUAGUCCCUUAUAUAGUAAAAGACUUAUUUUUAUUUUUAGAAAAUUCUGUCUUUGAAUUA
Erigeron canadensis is the source of this 1678-nucleotide messenger RNA. RefSeq names its product embryogenesis-associated protein EMB8-like. Bases 50 to 1384 code for a protein of 444 amino acids. NCBI's taxonomy places the organism in Eukaryota, Viridiplantae, Streptophyta, Magnoliopsida, Asterales, Asteraceae. Gene Ontology annotation, molecular function: monoacylglycerol lipase activity; short-chain carboxylesterase activity. The transcript is spliced from 15 exons. The record is from RefSeq and is a predicted model, not a curated record.